AUGCAACUUUAUGCUUUUCUUUUUAGCAAAAUAUGUUAGUCCAAAAGAAGUUAAAAAUGUCUUUCACUGAGAUAGACGAUUAUGAGAAACAACAGAGAGAGGUAGGGUGGUACUUUGUGUAAAAUGGAUGUCUGAAGUUCAGUAAGGUUUGCUUUAGUAUAUAUUGCUGUAUAAAUAUGGCGUCAAUUUUACAGCAUCGAUGAUAAUUGUAUUUGCAUUGACAAUAUUUAACUAUUAUUUUGUGUUUCUCAACCGCCAGAUACAUUUAAAAAGGUUUCCAACUGUGUAAACUACAUAAUAAAGCUAAAACAAAAUAAUUUUGAGAGGAACGCCGAAAUGAUUUUAGGUUUCGAAUACUUCAAAUACGCGAACAUUAAAAAAAAUUGCUUCUUAAACAUUUACUCAUCAACUGUUUAUCUAGCAAAAAUAUCGCGACAGAGCGAGAGAGAGGAGGGAGUUAUUUGGUCAACCAGAUUCAGCACAGCCUGGCAAGAAAAAGAAAAAAGGCAAAGUGUGAGUGAAUCUCGUGGCAAAUCUUUCCACAUGACUGUUAGAAAUUUAAAAGUCUCAUUUUAUAAAAACGGUUGUUUCUUAUUUUAAUCUUUUUUCUACUUAGAACAUACGAACAACCGACAAAAGAUGGAAUCCAAUCAGACAAUAUUGGCAACAAAAUGCUUCAGGCUAUGGGUUGGACGGCUGGUACAGGGCUAGGGAAAGCUAGACAGGGCAUUGUUAACCCAAUCUCGGUAAGUUGAACGGAAAAUUCAAAAUUUAGCGUUUCAUUAUCUCUCUGUAUAUUAAAAAUGCACGGAGAACAAUGGGAUUUUCAAAACAGUGAACAGACAAUAGACAAUUCCGAUCACUGGAUCAUGACUGUAUGGCUUUUGAAAACAAUGAAAAGACAAUGAAACACUUCGAUCAUUGGAUCAUGACUGGGUGGCAUGGAGAACAGUGGGAUUUUCAAAACAAUGAAAAGACAAUGAAACAUUCUGAUCACUGGAUCAUGACUGGAUGGCAUGGAGAACAGUGGGAUUUUCAAAACAAUGAAAAGACAAUGGAACAUUCUGAUCACUGGAUCAUGACUGGAUGGCAUGGAGAACAGUGGGAUUUUCAAAACAAUGAAAAGACAAUGGAACAUUAUGAUCAUUGGGUCGGGACUGGGUAGUACAAUUGCCAUGCUAUGGAUUAACAUAACUUCCAGACAAGCUUAAGUGAAAUGUCUGUAUUUCUGCAGGCCAAAAUGCGAAAUCGUACGGCAGGCCUUGGGUUGAAAGGCAGCGACUUUGGAGCAACGGCUGGUGACUCUGAACGAGACAUACUGAAGAAAAUGGUACGUAUGCGAUGCAACUCUCAUGCAAACUCUCGCUUCUCAAUUCUCGUCAACUUUCAUGCAACUCUUGUUCUCGUUUGACCGGGCCAUGUGAGUUGAGAAAACUCUCAUGCAAACUCUCGCUUCUCAACUCUCAUCAACUCUCAUGCAACUCUUGUUCUCGUUUGACCGGGGCAUGAGAGUUGAGAAAACUCUCAUGCAAAUUCUCGCUUCUCAACUCUCAUCAACUCUCAUGCAACUCUUGUUCUCGUUUGACCCGAGCAUGAGAGUUGAGAAAACUCUCAUGCAAAUUCUCGACUCUCAUCCUCGUUUAUAAAUAAAAACAAGGUGUCAGGAACAAAUAUCGUCAGUUGAUAUGCGGUAAUAUUCCGAAUUAUUCUUCAAUUGAGGUUCACCAAUGAUAAUAAUGUAAUAAUAUAAUAACGUCAAAGCAUUUCCUUUGAACACUGAUUUAAACACUGAUUUAAACAAUUUAGCGAAGCCAUUUGAAAGGUCGAGCGAAAUUGGACUAAUUUUUAACAUGUGUCCCGACUGUAUUUGAAAACCACAGUUUGUGACUUUUGACCUUUAGACUAAUUUCAUCAGCUGUAUUUUUAUCCGAUUGAAGGCACAGUCCCGUUACAAUGAUGAUGACUGAAUCACGACGAAAGAAGCAGUUGUCAAGGAAUCCGGCGUUGCAGAAAGCAUAGUAACGUGUGAUAAGUAGCCUCUGACCACAGAUUAAUCGUGCAUUUAUUUUCAUGUCUAAAGCAUUUUUACACUGCUAGCAAUUGGCGUGGCCUAGCCUUGCUGUAAUCUACAUUUUGAUAGUGUAAUGGACUUAGGGUGUGUUUAUAUGGAGACGAGCCAGCCCGGGUACCCAAGCUACUGUAGCUCGCUUUGCCGUGCUGAUUUCAUCUCGUGUUUACAUGACUGAGGCUUUUGAGGCGGGCUGGCUCGCCAAAACAAACCACUGGUCUCACCGCUAUAAAUAAUACAAUAUAAAUAUAAAUAUAUUUUCUCACGAACCUGAAUUCUCACAGAAUCGUUCACAGAGACCUCGAUCAAGAUUGUUAAACAGUGCAAAUGUAUCACAAUUUGCUUGGCCUUGGCCUUGGAGUAAUUCGCAGUGUAAACAUGGUUUAACAAUACGAACACGAUUCACCGUAAUACAUGUAAAUAUAUAGUGGUUGUACAUUCGUUUAUUGAUCAUUACUUAAAGCCAGUUGAAAUUGGCAAUACAGUAGUUUCAAAGCCGCAUUUCAAAAUAUGUAUGACUAAAUUCUUGGGCAGAUCAGCUGGGAAACAUUGUUUCCUAGCCAUGUUUCCCAAAGGUGGACAAACCAGGA
Molecule: messenger RNA, 2658 nt
Organism: Paramuricea clavata
Lineage: Eukaryota; Metazoa; Cnidaria; Anthozoa; Malacalcyonacea; Plexauridae
Source: the annotation of a GenBank genome assembly